AUGGCAGGCUCGUCCCUACUUCGCCUUAACAUACUACCCCUGACGCUAUUUUCGCUGCUGAAAUCGCAGCUCACCGCAGCAGCUCCAUCACCGCAGCCUGAUUCAACCGAUUAUGAGGGAGUCGUUCCUGGAAGCCUUGGGGACGCUGGUUCAAAUGGGUCCACGGGCUCGUCUGGAGCAGAUCAUGGGUCAAUCAGGAUACCAAAAGGCGGCCUGAUAGCAAUCAUCAUCGUGGUGGUAAUAGUUGUUAUCAUUGGAAUAACCACUGGCAUCUUAUUCUACCAAGCAAAACGAAGACAAUGGACGAUGAGAGAAACAAUGCGGUACUCUGUCCGCAAAGUCGCCGAGUCUAUCAAAUCUCCAAUGACCCCUACAUUCAGAAGCCGGGCUCAAUACCCAAUGACUCCCGCUGGGGCUAGGGCCGUGGCAUCGCGACAACCAAAGUCUUCACUACAGCCCAAAAAUCCGAUGUCUCAAUAUCAAAACCGUCCGACACAAUCAAGCGAUAAGUACCCACGUAUGGCUGAGGAAGAGAAAGGACGGAGUGGCCAGUCGAACUUUAAUUUCUCCAAGCUUCUCUCGUCCAAAAAUGGGAGAUGA
Nannizzia gypsea CBS 118893 is the source of this 600-nucleotide messenger RNA. RefSeq lists its product as hypothetical. The transcript is spliced from 2 exons. NCBI's taxonomy places the organism in Eukaryota, Fungi, Ascomycota, Eurotiomycetes, Onygenales, Arthrodermataceae. The coding region runs from base 1 to 600 and encodes 199 amino acids. The record is from RefSeq and is a predicted model, not a curated record.